AUGGCUUCUACACUCUCUCCACAGCCAUUCAGAACACUAUCUACCCACCGUAUGCGCAAUGCACACGCUACCCACUGCAAGGCGAACAUCAGUACUAAGCCUGCACCGAUUUCCUUCCCCAACCGGAGACACCUUCUCUUUAUGCUAACGUCAGCACCAGCACUGGCCUUGAGAGAACCAGCUUCACUAGCGCAGGACAUUCCCUUGUUUGGGCUGAGGAAGAAGCUAAAGACGGCGGAGGAGAAAGCGGAGGAGCUGGUAAAGGAAGGGUUUGAGACGGCGGAGAAAGGGUUGGAGACAGCGGAGAAAGGAAUUGUGACUGUGGAAAAAGGGAUUGAGACAGCAGAGAAAGGGAUUGUGACGGCAGAGAAGGAGAUUGACGAAGCCGUGAGUUUCGGUGGGCUAGCGCAGGCUGGUGCGGUGGCCGGAGCGGAGGUUGUUGGAGUUUUGGUUGCUAGUGCUAUUGUUAAUGGGAUUUUGGGGCCUGAGGCUUCUAAAACAUAA
Molecule: messenger RNA, 504 nt
Organism: Dovyalis caffra
Lineage: Eukaryota; Viridiplantae; Streptophyta; Magnoliopsida; Malpighiales; Salicaceae
Source: the annotation of a GenBank genome assembly